GCCAUGAUCGGGAUAUUAUAUGGUUUCAUAAAACAUAUCCACUUGUACCUACGCUUCCUUCGAUCUCCAUCUGGGAUUAUCUCAUGAAUUAAAAAUCGAUCUGGAAAGCCUUUUCGAUCUGGUGGUGUGAGGUUUCCCGAAGCACGCAGUCUUGAGGAACGUGGAGUAAUGUAAACCUGAACAGCAUCUGUCCCAGCGGUGGCUGUUGGCACAAUGGGGCUGGACUUUGACGUAAAGACAUUCUGUCACAAUCUGAGGGCAACUAAGCCCCCUUACGAGUGCCCGGUGGAGACUUGCCGUAAGGUCUACAAGAGCUACAGCGGAAUUGAGUAUCAUCUUUACCACUAUGACCAUGACAACCCAACUCCUGCACAGACUAUGCCCCAGAAGAAGAGGAAGGGACGGCCUCCUCGCGCCUCACUAGCAGGGUCAGGGGAUACAGAUGAUGGUGGAGGUAAUGGAGGUGGGCCGGGGCAUGGAGGGAAUACACCCGGUAGCCCCAACCGGUCAGAGGUUUCUCACUCCCCGAGCAGGGAGACAAUGACUUAUGCCCAGGCACAGCGCAUGGUGGAGCUUGACAUUCAAGGACGCAUUCACCGCAUAAGCAUCUUUGAGAACAUUGAUGUAGUGUCAGAGGAAGACAGUGACGCAGAGGAUGCCCCACCAUCCGGUACAGGUGGCAGUGGUGGAGGGGUGUGUAACGGUAGUGACGGUGGAGCUGGAGGUAGUGAGGUUGGAGGCAGCGGUAAGGACCGAUCAGAUAUGCCGUCUUCAAAUGGGGGGAAAGCCACCCCAAAGUCUGGGAAGCAUAAGAGUAAAGAAAAGAAGAAGGAUGGCUCAUCCCACCAUCACAGCGCUCAGUCCGGCCCCGCAGUCAAGCUUCCUGAGGCGGUGUUCAGAGAACUGGACCAAGAAAGACCUGAUGCCCCCCCUCGGCCGUCAUCUUACUACAGGUACAUCGAUAAGUCUGUGGAGGAGCUGGAUGAGGAAGUAGAGUAUGACAUUGAUGAGGAGGACUACAUCUGGCUUGACAUCAUGAACGACAAGCGGCGGCGUGACGGUGUGACGCCCAUCCCUCAGGAGGUCUUUGAGUACCUCAUGGACCGCUUAGAGAAGGAGUCCUACUUUGAGAGCCACAACAAGGCGGAUCCGAGCACCCUAAUCGAUGAGGAUGCUGUCUGCUGCAUCUGUAACGAUGGCGAGUGUCAGAACAGCAAUGUGAUCCUGUUCUGCGACAUGUGUAACCUGGCUGUACACCAGGAGUGCUAUGGUGUGCCCUACAUCCCAGAGGGCCAAUGGUUAUGUCGUCGCUGCCUACAGUCACCAAGUAGAGCUGUGGACUGUGCUCUCUGUCCCAACAAGGGAGGAGCCUUUAAACAGACAGAUGAUGCACGCUGGGCACAUGUAGUGUGUGCUCUCUGGAUCCCAGAGGUCUGUUUUGCUAACACAGUCUUCCUGGAGCCAAUAGAUAGUAUUGAGCACAUCCCUCCUGCACGCUGGAAGCUCACCUGCUACAUCUGUAAGCAGCGUGGCUCAGGUGCCUGCAUCCAGUGCCACAAAGCCAACUGUUACACAGCCUUCCACGUCACCUGUGCCCAGCAGGCGGGCCUUUAUAUGAAAAUGGAGCCUGUCAGAGAGACCGGGGCCAAUGGCACCUCUUUCAGCGUCCGCAAGACUGCUUACUGUGACAUCCACACGCCCCCAGGAUCGGCCCGACCUUUAGGAGGAGUCGGUGGGGCCAGCAUGGGUUCGUCACACAGCGAGGGAGAGCUGGAGGAGGACGAUGAGCCCAGCAUCGGCCAUGACGAUGACUCCAAGGGCUGGAGCUCUGAGCGAGCCAAGAGGGCGAAGGCCAAGUCCAGACUGAAGAUGAAGAGAGCGAGGAAGAUCUUAGCUGAGAGGAGAGCUGCUGCGCCAGUUGUGUCUGUGCCCUGUAUACCUCCCCACAGGCUGAGCAAAAUCACCAGUAACUUGACGGUACCCAGGAAGAGCCAGUUCAUGCAACGACUCCACAGCUACUGGACCUUGAAGAGGCAAAGUCGCAACGGCGUACCUCUGCUGCGACGGCUUCAGACCCACCUGCAAUCACAACGACACAUUGAUCCCCUACCACCACAGCCGAUGAACCAGCUUCCUUCAGCAACUUGUAGAGACAGUGAGGAGAAACAGACUGCUUUAAAGGAGCAGUUGAAGGCGUGGCAGAGAUUGAGACACGACUUGGAGAGAGCCAGGCUGCUGGUGGAGCUCAUCCGCAAGAGGGAAAAACUCAAGAGGGAGACGAUUAAAGUCCAGCAGAUGGCGUUGGAGAUCCAGUUGACGCCCCUCCUGGUGUUGUUGAGGAGUACGUUGGAACAGUUGCAAGAAAGAGACACUAACAACUUCUUCACUGAGCCUGUACCGCUGGCAGAGGUGCCAGACUACCUGGACCACAUUGACACUCCAAUGGACUUCCAGACCAUGUGGAACCUUCUGGAGUCCCAUCGCUACCUCACCUUUGAGGCCUUUGAGGCUGAUUUUGGUCUCAUUGUCAACAACUGCCUCAAGUACAACGCCAAGGACACAGUCUUCUACCGUGCCGCCCUGCGUCUCAGAGAGAUGGGUGGGGCCGUCAUGAGAGUCGCCAGGCGCCAAGCUGAACGGAUCGGUUUCGACUUUGAGACCGGCAUGCACCUUCCCCGAGAGCCAAGCCCAGAGAGUCAGCGUGACCAAGACAGAGAGAGGGAGCGAGACCGGGAGCGAGACCGGGAGCGAGACCGGGAACGAGACAGGGACAGGGACAGAGACAGGGACAGGGACAGAGACAGAGACAGAGACAGGGACAGGGACAGGGACAGGGACAGGGACAGAGACAGAGACAGGGAAAGAGAAAGAGAAAGAGACCGGCAGCUGUCUUCAAAUGAGGAUGAUCUGCUCCUGCCAGAGAACAGGCGGCGGCUACCGCUGGAAGAGCAGCUGCAUUACCUGCAGGUGCGCCUGGAUGAGGUCAACUCAGGGAAGCACAGCAUCGGUCAGUCUCGUAGAGCCAAAGCUCUGAGAAAGGAGAUUAGCGUCAUCAAGAGGAAACUCGCACACCAGCGAGAGGGAGGCUCCAGUAUGGGGUCCAGGGAGUCUGUUGGAGUAGGAGAUCGUGGCUCUUCCCUCCCCCAUCACACAUCCUCCGCAGGACACCACGACGAAGGGGGAGAGAGCAGCAGCCAGGAGAAGGAUCUGAGUGUGUCCUCAUCUGCCUUGGCUCCAGAGGUGGGCCGUCGGACGUCUGUUCUCUUCUCCAAGAAGAACCCGAAAAUGGCUGGACCCCCGAAAAGGCCAGGGAGACCCCCCAAGAACCGGGAUGCUGGCUACGGUGGGACAGGUGUGAGCCCCAGCCCUAUUGGUCCUCCUCAGCUGCCUCUGCUGUCACCAACCAGGCAGAGGAAAAGGCAACGCAGCCCGCACAGCAGCUCCAGCUCUGACAGUGACAGUGACAACGAUGACCUGCUACCAGGUUUGCCAAGUAACGGUUUUGAUGGAGGAAACCAGCCAGUGACAGAAAGCUUUCGUGUGUACAGAAAUGAGCCUCGACUCCCUCGUUCCAGCUCAGACUCGGAGUCCACAACCAGUAGUAGCAGCAGUGCUGCUUCUGACAGGACCAGUACGACACCGUCUAAGCAGGGCAGAGGAAAGGCAUCGUUCUCUCGCUCUGCCUUCCAGGAGGACAGCAGCGAGGAGACGUCUGGCACCGAAAAUGAUUCCUACUCUGUUGGAGGAUCACGUAGUGUUUCACAUUUGGUGCGGGGCCGUUCCAGGUCAGGAUGCUGGAUGACCUCUGAUGACUAUUCUUCCCUAGAAGCUCUGGACCUGGUGUGGGCAAAGUGCAGAGGCUAUCCUUCAUAUCCUGCUCUGAUAAUUGACCCAAAGAUGCCCAGGGAAGGGGUGUUCCACCGGGGUGUUCCAAUCCCUGUCCCCCCUUUGGAUGUACUGAAACUAGGGGAGCAAAUGACCCAGGAGGCUAGGGAGCACCUGUUCUUGGUCCUCUUCUUUGACAACAAGAGAACCUGGCAGUGGCUACCGCGCUCUAAGCUGGUGCCGCUCGGGGUGGACCAAGAGCUGGACAAGGAGAAAAUGCUGGAGGGCAGGAAGUCGAACAUCCGCAAGUCAGUACAGGUGGCUUACCACCGUGCCAUGCAGCACCGCAGUAAGGUGCAAGGAGACCCCAGCAGCGAGACCAGUGACAGUGACUGAACAAACACAUGUGCACAGACCUUAUGUGUUGGUCAGCGCAGAUGUUGUGGAGUAUACGUUUCUCAGUAGAGAGCCCAGCCCUACAUCGCAGAACACAGAAAACAGUGCCAGUAGCACAGAGUGGAAAAAAAGAUCCACUACAUUGGCCCCAGGACACACACACACAUGCACAUGAAGCCGUAUUUAAUCUGACAUGUAAAAUAUUGUAUUUAAGAGAAUUGAAAAAAGGUAUUAAUAAUAAUGAUGGAAAAAGAUUCUAUGUUCAGAAUCAUGAAUCAAAAAUAUUCCUUGUAUGUGGUUGAUAAAUGUUUAUUAACAAAUGAGAUGAUGGUUUACAGACUCAACAAAAAAUGAACAUAGUAUUACACACACAUUCACAGGUGUAGUUUCACACUUCAACGGGGAAAUGCAUGCAGUGUACAAUAAAUGCACACACUGUGGGAAAAGCUGCGAAUGCCAUUGCCCCAGCACGUCUUCUUCACAUCCACCUCUCAAAAAAUACGACAAAGGAGAAAAAAAAAACAACAGGCCUGGUGCUAAUGUCCAGUCAUUUGUCAGUUGAGCACAAAAAAGAGACUGUUGCAGCCUAAACUGUGGGCAAACCAACUUAAUGUUAUUUAUUCUGCUUACUCCUUAACAAGGUCCACAAGCUCGUCUCAACACGGACAACUUCCUAUCACUCCGGCCACACAAGACAUCGUUGUGUGGUCCCUUUUUUGUCUGUCACUCUGUGUUCAUCAUGUCUCCUGUUUUUACAUUUUUGUUAACAUGUGUCUGUGUCGCACAGGCCGCUGGUCAAUGAAUAAUGAGGACUAAACUGAAACACAUGAUCGCCUCACUGUCUGUCUUAGUCUCAGGCUGAUGGCUUUAGAACUUUUUAUAUAUACAGAUUGCAUAAAGAUAGAAGUUUAAUAAAAAGAAUUGAGUU
Scomber japonicus (chub mackerel) is the source of this 5149-nucleotide messenger RNA. RefSeq names its product bromodomain and PHD finger containing, 1 (gene brpf1). Gene Ontology annotation, biological process: regulation of transcription by RNA polymerase II. The transcript is spliced from 16 exons. Bases 214 to 4221 code for a protein of 1335 amino acids. Gene Ontology annotation, molecular function: protein binding. Lineage: Eukaryota; Metazoa; Chordata; Actinopteri; Scombriformes; Scombridae. Gene Ontology annotation, cellular component: MOZ/MORF histone acetyltransferase complex. The record is from RefSeq and is a predicted model, not a curated record.